AUGUUUGCCGAACUCGCUCUCGCUUCUCUCCUCGCCGCCGCUCCGUUGGCUCAGGCAGCUCAGAACGUAACUGUCAAGGCGCUACCGUCUGAAGAUUGCUCAUCUUAUCCGGGUUACGAUGCCGCAGCUAACACGGCCGGGCCCUGGCUCGUUCAAGUAGUCGAUAGCGACAAUACCGCUAUCGAGGGAUUCGGUGACACAUCUGCGUACUCGAUCUCCUUCAACCCUGAUGUUGAUCAAAAGCCAACUCUGCGAUGGGGUUACAUCACAUUCCCAACGAACAAUCAAAUCGCCAAGACCGCCCUGAAGUGUGACGGGGGUGUCCUCAAAGCUUGGGUAUCUACCGAUCUGACAGACGCUGGGGCCCCCACAAAUACCCAAUGGUCGGAAUUGUUAUUCCCCAAGGACGAGCCGUACGACGCUCCCUUGCUAUGGAAAUUUACCGACGGUAUCGCGCCCCAGAUUUUCGAGCACUACAUCGACGGCGAGAAGCAGGACGGUGUGUUCCUAGGUGCCUACAAUACUAGCACUAGGUGGGGACUCAAGUACAACCCGGCAAACUCGGGAUCUUCCCGCCAGGAUUUCUAUUACGCACGGAUCUUGGGACCGAAUAGUGCGGAUCCCGUGACCGGUGAUGCCUUGCAUGCAAAUGAGACCACGGCUUUCGUCAAGAUCUUGGCAUAG
This is a messenger RNA of Daldinia loculata, 684 nucleotides long. RefSeq lists its product as uncharacterized. Lineage: Eukaryota; Fungi; Ascomycota; Sordariomycetes; Xylariales; Hypoxylaceae. The transcript is spliced from 2 exons. The record is from RefSeq and is a predicted model, not a curated record. The coding region runs from base 1 to 684 and encodes 227 amino acids.